Molecule: messenger RNA, 381 nt
Organism: Aplysia californica (California sea hare)
Lineage: Eukaryota; Metazoa; Mollusca; Gastropoda; Aplysiida; Aplysiidae
Molecular function (GO): protein binding
Source: RefSeq, a predicted model, not a curated record
GAAGAUGCGGAGAUGCCAAACUCCGGCUGUACAACGGCUACACCACGACCAUGUCCGUACAUACACGUGAGUGGUGUGGCCGACACAGCUCCUACAGCACCCAGGCGCUCAAGUACGUCAGCAAUAACAACAAGGUCAUCCUUCGCUUCUUCCCCGGCCACAGCAACCUCAGGGGGCACAGGGGCUUCAAGCUCUUGUGGAUGGCUGUCACUUUGCCGGAGACCACGGAGCCCUGUGCAGGAUUCCGCUGCAAGGGAGGCCGCCACUGCCACAAUGGCGCUGAGUGUACCCCGCUCAAACAGUACUGUAUCUCCAAGUCCCUGGUCUGUGACGGGGUCAGAAACUGUGGGCCUUUUGAUGACAGUGACGAGAGGAAAUGUA